AUGGCUGUGGAGUGUAGCACCCCGUCUACACUGUCGGGCCUUGAUCGAGAUAGUGUUCAUCGCUAUUCUCCCCUCGUUGAAAUCAAGGAUCAAAGUGCGCCACAGAAAUGGUUUGAAGGGUAUUUAGGAGACGUAGACGUGGCUAGGAAAAUGAUCACAGUUGCUUUCCAAGAUGACAUAUGGGCUCCAAAGACAGUGCCAAUGUCAGAGGCACGAUUAGUGCCUCCCUUGACCAGCAAGGCGCUCAGCAAUGCAUAUGACUACAGGCCUGAGGUGGGGGAUACAGUCGAGGUUCGAUCCCCGGCUACGGCACAUGCUCCCGCUAGUUGGUGGAGUGGCGAGAUCGUCAGCAUUCGAGCUGAUGAAUUUUUCUAUGUCAAAAACACCGACUUACAUGAGCCUAUUAUCGUGGAGCGAGGGAACCUUCGUCGGCCCGUCGGGCAUCAUAUGGACGGAAGUGACUCUGGUCCUACGAACUUGACGGACUUAAGUUCAGAGACUGUCCAGGUCCCGAGGGUCCUCGCCGAUUGGAUAAUGAGUGAUGAUGGUCAAGGCUGCCUCAAUCAAGUAGCGAUCAAGUCCGGCCUUCUUAAGGUAACGCCUCGAGCCGAUCCAAAGAGUGGUCCUUCGGUUACUCUAGUGGGAAGUCAGCGUGACCUUCACCGCGCUAAGCUACUACUCGAUGUUCACGUGAAGCACCAGAAGGACAUCCAGAGCUUCCACGAGAAGCGGCAAGCGAUGCUCGACGCACUGUCAUCUCGUCGUGAGAAGUUGGAAAGCCAGGAGUCGACUACUUUCAAUAUCGAUGCAGAUUUGGUCGGCGUUAUGAUUGGCAAGAACGGGGCUCACAUCAGUCGGGUUAUCAAAGACUAUGGCGUGGAGGUGAAUGUAGCUGACAAGGGCACUGCUAGAGAUCCUCAAUCGAGGAGGGUGGUCAUAUACGGUCCAUCAGUAGAAGCUGUUAAUAAGGCUAGAGCCGAACUCGAGUACCUCGUUGAGAGGUAUCCGAUACCACAAGACUGCAUUGGUUGGGUUAUUGGCCGUCGGUUUGCAACUCUGCAUGAGAUCGCAGACUCUGCUAACCUAAACUAUGCAAGGCUGGAAGACACAUCGCAUUCUCCCUGUCUAGUCCUCUGUGGGAGGAGACAGGAUCUGGAUGACGCCAAGUUGUUGCUUGACAGUCAUCUACAGUAUCACGACGUGUUUGAAGAUAUGGCUAAGGAGUCUAGAGAGCUCGGUGACGAGUUUUAUCGGCUAAAUGAUGUACCCGAUUAUCAGCGAAGAGGAAAGGGCAAAGGUAAAGGUAAAGGGAAAGGCAAGGGUGGUGGUGGUAAAGGGCGAAGUAGAGGAAGUGGAUCCUCUGAUUCUACGAACUCAGCGGGUGCCGGCUGGCCCGACCGACGGAAAGGGUCGGUUGGUCAGCGAAAUACUGCUUCUAGUGCUAAGAAGUGGGUCCAAGUGAAGAAGGACAUAGCGGCACCAUCGGUUGCUAGCUGA
Perkinsus marinus ATCC 50983 is the source of this 1497-nucleotide messenger RNA. RefSeq lists its product as hypothetical. The transcript is spliced from 10 exons. The coding region runs from base 1 to 1497 and encodes 498 amino acids. Gene Ontology annotation, molecular function: protein homodimerization activity; translation regulator activity; mRNA 3'-UTR binding. The record is from RefSeq and is a predicted model, not a curated record. Gene Ontology annotation, cellular component: nucleus; cytoplasmic ribonucleoprotein granule; membrane. NCBI's taxonomy places the organism in Eukaryota, Perkinsozoa, Perkinsida, Perkinsidae. Gene Ontology annotation, biological process: negative regulation of translation; positive regulation of translation; regulation of mRNA stability.